AUGUCGGGCCGCGGAAAGUCCGGCGGUAAGGCGCGGGCCAAGGCCAAGUCGCGCUCGUCGCGGGCCGGGCUGCAGUUCCCCGUGGGCCGCGUGCACCGGCUGCUGCGCAAGGGCAACUACGCGGAGCGGGUGGGCGCCGGGGCGCCGGUGUACCUGGCGGCCGUGCUGGAGUAUCUGUCGGCCGAAAUCCUGGAGCUGGCGGGCAACGCGGCCCGCGACAACAAGAAGACGCGCAUCAUCCCGCGGCACCUGCAGCUCGCCAUCCGCAACGACGAGGAGCUCAACAAGCUGCUGGGCGGCGUGACUAUCGCCCAGGGCGGCGUCCUGCCCAACAUCCAGGCCGUGCUGCUGCCCAAGAAGACGCAGAGCUCCAAGAAGUGAGCGCUGCCCCUCUCCCGGCCCCUUCCUCGCCGCUGCCCCCCGCACCUGGUUCCCCUCCUGCUCCUGCGCCCGGGUUGUGGGGUGAGCCCCGGCUGUGCCCCCCCCGCUCUCCACUGGCUCCCGGCCUGGGCUGUAGUGGGGUGCUGGGGGAGCGCGGGCGAGGCCGGGCCCCUCUUGUGUCCCCACCCCGCCCCGACUCUCUGGAAGAAGCGUUUUUGCAGGAGACGGUGGGGGUGCGGGAGAUGGCGGGGGCCGGGGCGGUGCGGUUGGGUCGCUGCGUGGAGCUGCCGAGGACUGUUGUGGCUGCGUGGGGAUGGACACGGGCACCUCCGGCUGCCUCCACCGGCCCUGGGGCCCUGCAGGCCCCCCCGCGGCUGUCCUUGCUGCCCUGGCGUGGGGCUGAGGCUUGAUGCUGCUGCACACCCUGAGCGGUGCCAUCCCCGCUGCACUGCGGCAGGGGGGGCUGGCAAAUGCGAAAAGCAGAAGUUUCUCCGUCAGCAAGGAGCGACUGUUAGUUUUAGUUCUGUCCGUGGUUAAAGCUCGUGCGUUCCUACUGUUAAGAAGCUCCGGUCCUAUUUAUUUGGAGGUAUUUUAUUUUGGGUAGUCCCUUCCCCCACAGAGGCAGCUCCCAGCUCAGGGGGCUUUGGGGCACUCCAGUGUCAAAUCCCCGCAGAGCAGUGCAAGGUCAGGCGCCGGGAGCUGCCAUGUUCUGCUGCGGCUCCGCGCUGCUGGCGGAGCGGCCCCGUCUGUGGGAGCCCCCCGUGUCCCUCGGCUCCAUCACACCCCGAUGGCACUUCCAAAAAUGACAUGCUGUGUCUUUCUGUUUGUUCAACACCGUUUCUGGUUCUGAGAAAUAAAGUGAUGAUGCUGUCUGUUAUGUGUAACGUUCUGUGGAUGAAUGUUUCUUUAUAAAACAACAGCAACAACAGUACAGUUUGUGCUGAAGCCUGUUCCUAGCUCGAGCUGCAUGUUCUGAAUGGCCGUGGAUAAUGUAGGCUCACAGGGCUGUCCCGUGACACCAGGAAUGGCUGAUGUGCUGACAGUGUUCUCACUGCCUAGUGCAGCCUGCUGCCAUGGAGGCCCAUCGUCACGUGCAUGCGGCGCUGUCUGGGCAAUUGGACUGCAGACCUCAUGACCUCUUGUUUUUCUCUUGUUUUUCUGAGUAAAAUGAGCAGCUUCUAUUUAUGUGCUGUAAGUAGCAUGUGUUCAGCCUAUUGCCUCUGCUGUUACCCUAGUGGGUGAAGUACCUUAGCCUGGCGCUGGCACUAUUCUCACCUAGAGCAGAUGAAGCUGGAUGCGUGCUGCUUCAAGGGAGGGGUUUUGUGCUCUGCUGGAGGAUGUGGAAGCGGCACUUUUGGUGUGCUCAUGUGGUGCAGAUGUCCCCUGGUUAUGCUGUGCUACCCUGAUCUCGGGAUGGGGGGAGAUGGGGUGGGAGCAGCUGGCUGUGUGCCCUGCUGCAGCACGGCUCCCUGCUGCACGGGGACCGUGGGCUUUCUCCCCACGUGUGCUGCCGUGGGCGGUGGGUAACGUGUCUGCACCCACGUCUUGUUUUCUCCCUCCUUUCCUUCAGGACCAGCGUUCUGUACAACUGAGUGCUUUGUAUUAGAAAAUGCAGAACUUGUCAUACUGAAAAGAAUGGUGCAAACCCAAUAUUUGAUUAAACUGGUUCCCUGUUGAA
This is a messenger RNA of Centrocercus urophasianus (Greater sage-grouse), 2059 nucleotides long. Its product is annotated as histone H2A type 2-B. NCBI's taxonomy places the organism in Eukaryota, Metazoa, Chordata, Aves, Galliformes, Phasianidae. Gene Ontology annotation, molecular function: structural constituent of chromatin; protein heterodimerization activity; DNA binding. The transcript has a single exon. Gene Ontology annotation, cellular component: nucleosome. Bases 1 to 381 code for a protein of 126 amino acids. The record is from RefSeq and is a predicted model, not a curated record.